AUGAAAGAUUAGUUCAUCGAGAAAAAUUAAGCAGGCACUAAUUAGAAGGUUUUUGAUAUAUCUACUGAAUACUAAGAACUAUUUUAAAAUUUUAAACUCAAAAUACUCGAUUUGUUUAAAAUUAUGGAAAAUUGUUUAAGCAAACUAAUAGAAUUAGAAGAAAGCAUAAUUAAUUAAAAUAGAUCAAUAGAGAUUAAUUCGUUAUCAAAGAUUUUUAAAGAUUGCCAACCUUACAUUGAAAUGAAAUUGUUAGAUUGUGUGAAUCGAUUAAAUAUGUAUAUUAAUGUAAUUGAGUUUUGGACAUCAGAACAAUAAUAGGUUGAGAAUGAGAAAAACUAAGCGAAGACAACUUAUUAACAAAAUAGCAAUCAAAUUAAGAGGCAAGACUUGAUAAAUAUGAACGAGAAUAUUAAUGCUGAAAAUAAGAAAUAGAAUGAGAAUAAAACAAUUGUACCUGAGAAUUAGAAAACGAUUUAAAUUGAGAAAUAUAAUGAGAAUGAGUAUGGAACUGAGAAACAGAAUAUAAAUGAGAAUGAAAUUUCUCUAAGCUAUAAUUAAAAUGGAUCUUAGUUUAUUUGCGAUCUGAGCACAUCAACUUCGACAAAUGACCAGGGGAAAUUGGAAAUAAAAUAGUCUAUCGAAUAGAAUGAGACAUGUUUAGCUAUAGCAUUUAAUAAAAACAAUACUCUUAUGAUAUCAGGAAGUGGAGAAAUUAUUAAAUUAUGGAAACUAAUUGAUGGAACAAUUCAAGACAAUUCAUUAUUAUUAUAUGGACAUACAAAAUUGGUUACUAGUCUAGUUUUUACUAAUGAAGAUAGAUAUUUUAUAUCUGGAGGAGAAGACGGAGAAAUUCGAUUUUGGAAAAAGAUAUAGCCUAAUGUUUGGUAAUCAACCAAGCUAGCUGUCUUUAGUAGAGGAGUCACAGGACUCUUGUUUAAUCAUUCUAAUCAAUAAAUCAUUAGUAUUGGGAAGGAUCCUCUAAUAAAAAUUAUUGAGCUUAAUUAACAAAAGAUGAUGAAGAUUUCUUAAACAUUGGACUAACACAAGUCUUCUCUUUUUUGUAUUUGUAUGGAUGAAUCAGAAUCUAUUAUGGCUUCUUCGGAUGCUGAUAAAUUCCUAUUGAUUUGGAUUAAGGACAAAAAUGGAGGUUGGCAAUAUAAAUAAACAGUAAAUUAAUUUAUGAAUGAUUACUUUGGUCGUAUGGCAUUUAUAAAUAAAUAAACAAUUAUCUGUUAAUAAUGGAGCAAACCGAUAUCAUAAGUGUUUUAUGAAGAAAAUGAAUAAUUCAUUCAACAGCCUAAACUUCAAAUUAAAUUAAGUGAGAAUUCAUCUGAGGAUGAAGACUUAUUUCCAACAGUUUAUAAUUAGAAGUAAGGUAUUCUAAUUUAGAAACAUGGUUAAUACGUGUAUAUUUUAAAAAAGUAAAUGGAUACUUAAUUCGUUUAGAUCUGCUAGCCAGUUGAUUGUUAGGAUUAAUAUAAUUAUGGAAGUCUUACAAACGAUGGAAAUUGCUUGGUCAUUUGGAGUUUUCAGACCAAAAAAUUCCAAAGAUAUAAUCUAAUAUGA
This is a messenger RNA of Paramecium tetraurelia, 1566 nucleotides long. RefSeq lists its product as uncharacterized. Lineage: Eukaryota; Ciliophora; Oligohymenophorea; Peniculida; Parameciidae. The transcript has a single exon. The record is from RefSeq and is a predicted model, not a curated record. Gene Ontology annotation, biological process: iron-sulfur cluster assembly. Gene Ontology annotation, cellular component: cytosolic [4Fe-4S] assembly targeting complex. Gene Ontology annotation, molecular function: protein binding.